AUGGCGAAUGCAACAGUAGCUCGAGUGUCGAUACUUGUAGUACUAAUCAUCCUCUUCACUUCCUUCUUCAUGACUUUGCAAGCUCGUAAUCUCCAAGGCCACCCAAAUAUUCAUGAAAAUGCAGGUAGCACUCAUCGCCUUUUUCACAAACUAAGUUUUGAUCUAUCAAAGCAUUUGCAUGUUCAAGACGAUGAUGUCCCUCACAAGGAUGGAAAUGAACAUAGACUCACACCAGAGGGGCCUGAUCCUCAUCAUAAUGCAACACCACCAAGAAAUUAA
Molecule: messenger RNA, 279 nt
Organism: Abrus precatorius (Indian licorice)
Lineage: Eukaryota; Viridiplantae; Streptophyta; Magnoliopsida; Fabales; Fabaceae
Product: CLAVATA3/ESR (CLE)-related protein 5-like
Exons: 1
Coding region: 1-279 (92 amino acids)
Source: RefSeq, a predicted model, not a curated record